UGUAACAUACUUUGUUAAGGCAUCUCUUCAAUUAGUUAACUUAGCUACCUUAUAUAUAUACAUAAAUUGUCAUUCCAGUUGGACCAACAAAAAUCAGAAAAAUUAACAAAAACAUGAAGUUGAUGAAUUUAUCGUCGUGGAUAGCUCCGGCAAGCGGGAAACAGGCGACGGGGACGAAGAAACUACACGUUAAGGUGAAACCGCUCAAGCUCGAAGGAUUAGUUAUAAAGAAUAACGGUCAAGAUCUAGAGAAGGAAAAAUUAGUGGUGGUGGAGAUGAAAUGGAAGGGACCUAAUAGUCAUAAUAAGUUGUUUCUUCCAUUAAUUCAUAGAGGUUUUUUAAAUAAAUAUCUUCAAAGGAAUUUUACCAGUCAUAAGUUCUUGAACAAAGAAGAUAAUCUUGUUGAAUGGGAUGAAGAAUUUGAGAAUAUUUGUAAUUUCUUGGUUGAUUCCAAGAAUUGUUACUGUUCUUGGCGGGUGUCGUUCAAGAUUUUUUAUGGUGAGGAUGCAAAAUCAAGGACUAAAUUGACAAAGAUUGGAAAAGUUUCGUUGAAUAUAGCAGAAUUAUUGGCUUCUUCUUCAAAGAUUGAUGCUUUGGUAGAGAAAAAGUUACCAGUUCUUCUACAGAUGAAUGGUGUUAAAACCCAAGCUACACUCUCGAUAUUCAUGAGUUUUGCUGAAGUCAGAAAUUGUAUUGUAGCAUCAGAAAUCGUCCAAAACUCGGCCGAGUUGUGUCAUAAUCAACCAAUCACUAAAAUUCCUAAAACUCAAAGGUCCCCAACACUCCCCAGUCAGAAAAACAAACUAUAUAACUCAGUGAGUUCAUGCACCUCGAAAAACCCGACUCGGUAUAACUCAGCCCACUGGCCUGGAAAAAUGUAUUUAUCUAAAAGCAAGAAUGAGAGUUCAGACAGACAAUGCAACUCGGAACUCAUAGUUAAGUUACAAAGUAAGAAACGGUGGAGUUUCGCGUUGUCGAAAAGAAAACGAGAAUCUUCCAUUGAUCAGAAGGUUAAUUUUGAUCAGAAAAAUGCUGAAGAAAUGCAAUUUCCUGAUUCUCAAAACUGCAGUUCUUGGAGGGAAAAAGAGUUGGUAAGUAGAGAUGGGCAAACGAAACUUAAAGCCAACGUGUUCUUUGCUUCGUUCGAUCAGCGAAGUGAAAAGGCGGCCGGAGAGAGCGCCUGCGCUGCACUCGUUGCCGUCAUCGCACAUUGGCUCCAAUCAAAUCAAGACGCGAUGCCAACGACAUCACAAUUCGAUAGUCUCAUAGCAGAAGGCUCUUCGGAAUGGAGAAAGCUCUGCAACAAUGACUUUUAUACGAAUUCUUUUCCGGAUAACCACUUUGAUCUCGAGACAGUAUUGAGAGCUGAGCUUCGACCUGUCAACAUAUUGCACAAUAAAUCUUAUACCGGGAUUUUCAACCCGGAGAAAUUCGAGAAUUUAAAAGGAGCCAAGUCUUUCGAUGAGAUAUGGGAAGAGAUUGAUAGCAUCACCGAAGAUUAUGAUCAAAGAAUCUAUAUCGUGAGUUGGAAUGAUCAUUUCUUCGUGUUGAAGGCGGACUCCAAAGCCUACUACAUCAUUGACUCUUUAGGUGAGAGGCUAUUCGAGGGUUGUAGUCAGGCAUACAUCUUAAAGUUUGACCACUCGAGUUUGAUGUACGGAAAGGCAGCAAAAGAUCAAGAACUCGAGUCGCAGGAAAUAACAGCAAAUGCCUCGGAAGAUGAAGACGGAAGCGAAAAGAUUAUAUGCAAAGGGAAAGAAUGUUGUAGAGAGUUCAUUACAAGAUUUCUUGCUGCUAUACCAAUUAGAGAACUAGAAGAGCAAGAGAAAAAGGGUUCAGUUCCUACAUUUUCUCUUCUACAAAGAUUGCAGAUAGAUUUUCAUUACUGCUCUUCUACUUCGUCCUCUUCCGCUGCAUCUCCGAUUUCCUCUUUGUGCUCUAGCGAUGAAUGAACCAAUCGGUGUACCCGAAUUGUGUGUGUAUAUAUAGCAUCUAAUUCCAUUUUGCGCUGGAAUUAUUACAUAUCUCUUUAGCCACAGAUAGCUAAACAGAAAUGCCGGUAUAGAAAAUGCUGUAACAGAAAACGGCAAGAGUGUACUUUUUACAAGAAGGGUUAUAAAUUUAAAGUUUUGAAA
Mercurialis annua (annual mercury) is the source of this 2135-nucleotide messenger RNA. RefSeq lists its product as uncharacterized. The transcript has 3 exons. The coding region runs from base 114 to 1952 and encodes 612 amino acids. The record is from RefSeq and is a predicted model, not a curated record. Lineage: Eukaryota; Viridiplantae; Streptophyta; Magnoliopsida; Malpighiales; Euphorbiaceae.